This is a messenger RNA of Gastrolobium bilobum, 1575 nucleotides long. RefSeq names its product beta-glucosidase 13-like. Bases 1 to 1575 code for a protein of 524 amino acids. NCBI's taxonomy places the organism in Eukaryota, Viridiplantae, Streptophyta, Magnoliopsida, Fabales, Fabaceae. Gene Ontology annotation, biological process: carbohydrate metabolic process. The record is from RefSeq and is a predicted model, not a curated record. The transcript has 13 exons. Gene Ontology annotation, molecular function: beta-glucosidase activity.
AUGGCAUUCAACGCCUUUUUUCUUCUGGGGCUCUUUACUCUUUGUACCAUCAUCAUGGUGCCAUUGGUGAGUUUCACAGAUGCUAUUGCUCCCAUUCUCAACGUUGCUUCGCUAAAUCGGAGCAAUUUUCCAACAAGCUUUAUCUUUGGAACAGCAUCCUCCGCAUACCAAUACGAAGGUGCAGCAAAGGAAGGUGGCAGAGGAGCAAGUAUAUGGGAUACCUUCACCCAUAAGUACCCAGAUAAAAUAAAGGAUAAAAGAAAUGCAGAUGUCCCUAUUGAUGAAUAUCAUCGAUACAAGGAAGAUGUUGGGAUCAUGAAGUAUAUGAAUUUGGAUGCAUACAAAUUCUCCAUUUCUUGGUCUAGAAUACUACCAAAAGGUAGGCUAAGUGGAGGUAUAAACCAAGAAGGAAUCAAAUAUUAUAACAACCUCAUCAACGAGCUAGUGGCUAAUGGUCUGCAACUAUUUGUGACCCUUUUUCAUUGGGAUCUUCCCCAAGCCUUGGAAGAUGAAUAUGGAGGCUUCUUAAGCCCUCACAUAGUAAAUGAUUUUCGAGAUUAUGCGGAGCUUUGCUUCAAGGAAUUUGGAGAUAGGGUGAAGCAUUGGAUUACUGUAAAUGAGCCAUCAACUUAUAGCACAGGUGGGUAUGUAAUAGGGAUGUUUCCACCUGGUCGAUGUUCCAAUUGGAUGAAUCUAAACUGCACCGGCGGUGAUUCAGGGACAGAGCCCUAUUUAGUUUCACACCACCUACUUCUUGCCCAUGCAGCAGCUGUCCAAGUGUACAAGACAAAGUAUCAGGUACAAUUGUUACUUAAAAGCCAAAACACAUCUCAAAGCGGUUGGAUAGGCAUCACCUUGAUAUCUCACUGGUUUGUGCCGUUUUCAGAUAAUAUAUUCGAUCAAAAAGCUGUGGGACGAGCACUUGACUUCAUGUUUGGAUGGUUUAUGGCACCAUUAACAACGGGGGACUAUCCGCAAAGCAUGCGAUCCCUGGUUGGACAACGAUUGCCAAAGUUCUCUAAAGAACAAGCCCACCUACUCAAUGGUUCGUUUGAUUUUCUUGGACUAAACUACUACACAUCUCAAUAUGCUGCCAAUGCACCUCACUUAAGCAAUAUCAUACGCAGUUACCUCACAGAUUCUCUUGUCAACCUUACAUAUGAGCGCAAUGGAAUACCCAUAGGUCCAAAGGCUGCUUCGGAUUGGUUAUAUGUUUAUCCAAGAGGAUUUCAAGAACUGUUGCUCUACAUCAAGAAAAAGUACAACAAUCCAUUGAUUUACAUUACUGAAAAUGGUAUAGAUGAGUUUAACGAUCCAACACUAUCAUUGGAUGAAGCCCUUGUGGAUAUUUACAGAAUUGACUAUUAUUAUGAUCAUCUCUUCUAUCUCCAAUCAGCAAUUAGGAAAGGAGUAAAUGUAAGGGGAUACUUUGCGUGGUCAUUAUUGGACAAUUUUGAAUGGGCUGAAGGCUACACAGUUCGUUUUGGAAUAAACUUUGUGGAUUAUAACAAUGACUUAAAAAGAUAUCAAAAACUGUCUGCAGAAUGGUUCAAAAAAUUUCUCAAAAAAUAUUAG